CUGCGCUGUGACUGGUUGAUAUCGCCUCAUCUCUUCUCUCCAGCAGCAGCAGCCAUAUUUGUUGAUGUGUCAUAUCAGAGUGACUUGUUGGGAGCUCUCAGCUGGAGAGGAAGACCGACAGCACUAAAGUUAACUCCGCAUUGACCUACUACACCAUGGGGGUUUCGCAUCCGAUUUGAACCAGAGAGGGACCAUGGAACAGCCUGGUCCUGCCUCAGAUACACACAUGAUGGAAGGUUCGGAGGUUGAAUCUGUGUCGCACCCGGUGAAUCAGCCUCACAGCAGCACAUCAGACGUAGAAGAGGAGGAGCAAAUCUCUCACAACGGUGCAGAGGAGGCAGAAAAGUGCAGUCAGGCAGAAGAUGAAGCAGAGCUUGACAGUGAAUUAAUCAAGACUAUGACAGAUGUUCAGACAGACGUAAAGACAAAGUCGGACACAUGCAGUCAGGAACACGUGGAGGGGAGUGAGCUGGAUGCGGAUGGUGGCUGUGAUAUCAGUACAGUUCCUAUGGAAGGCGGGAUACCUUCACUUUCAGAUGAAGCAGGUGGAGCUUUAGUAGCACUAGUCAACACUUUAAAUGAUGUAGUAGAAAGCUCUCCUUCUGUUCUUGAAGGAACAAUAGAAACUUUAUUGACUUUUGAUGAACCGAAGGAUUCUCAUGCCACCACUCUAAACAGCAAUGAGCAGCCAUCAGUCUUGCUUACAAAUUGUCCCACUGAGCCAUCGCCUGCUGAUGAUAGUGGUUCAGCUGAGAGUCCGUCAUCCUCUUCCGUCCAAAGCGCUUCCAAAAACUCCCCCACCGACUCGACAACCACCUCCGGGUUCUGUAAUGGCCCCUCUACCCCCGGCUCCGACAGCGUCAGCUCCGACACUGUCAGCUCCUCCCUUGCUUCCAGCCCACAAACCAGUGCCAACACCUCAGCCCCCUUGCAUUCCCUGUCGAGUCCGUAUGACACUGAUUGCAGCCGAAAGCUCAUCUCCCAGAUCCAGCGCUCGCUGUCUCAGGAGUCGCUGCUGGAUGAGAUCGAGUCAGAGCUGUUGGGUUGCCAGCUGCCUGAGGGAGGAAGUGGAGGUGAGAGGAAAGGAAGCCCACCUGUCAACGGACUCCCUGCAGACCAGGAGGACUGCAUGAUGGUCUUUGAGAAGUGUGUGCAAUAUAAGUACGCACAGCAGGAGAAAUCUAUUCAGAGGCUGCUUGAGGAGAACAAGAGGCAUCAGGAGCUGAUCCUGGGAAUCUGUUCAGAGAAGGACAACAUGAGGGAAGAGCUGAAAAAGAGGGCAGAGACAGAGAAGCACCACAUGGCCAGCAUUAGAAAGUUGGAGGGCAGGGUGGAGGAGCUGCUGAGAGAACUGAAGGAGUCGCGGGAUAGACUGAUUCACCAGGACCAGGCUGCCAAGGCUGCCCUCCAGCAUAUGCAGAAAGAGAUGUCCUACAGGCUUGAACAGGUGAGCAAGAAGUGCGACGAGGCACGCCAAGAGAAGGAGGGCAUGGUGAUGAAAUACGUGCGGGGGGAGAAAGAGGCCCUGGAUCUGAGGCGGGACAAGGAGAGUUUGGAGAAGAGGCUGAGGGAAGCCACCAAGGAGGUCGACCGCCAGGCCCUCCGAGGAAACCAGCUGGCUCAAGAGAAAGGUCGGCUGCAGCAGCUGUACGACGCUAAGGAAGGCGAGGUUAGCAGGUUGACUCGAGAGGUGGAAAAGUUGAAGGAGGAGAUUAACUCGCAUCUUAUCAAGGUCAAAUGGGCCCAGAACAAACUGAAGAGCGAGGCGGAUGCACACAAGGAAUCUAAAGACAAGCUGAGAGACACCACUUCCAAAUUGGCCCAGGCCAAAGAAGAGACUGAACAGAUCCGCAAGAACACCCAGGACAUGAUCCGGACCUACCAGGAAUCGGAGGAACUCAAGUCCAACGCGCUGGACGCUAAACUGAAAGAGACCAAAGGAGAGCUGGAGAAACACAAGCAGGAACAAACAGACCAAUUAGAGGUGCACCGAGUGAAGGCCAAAGAGCUGGAUGACCUGAAAAGGAGCUACAAAGAGGGCAUGGAUGAGCUCAUCACUCUACGAACCAAGUUAAAGUGUCUAGAGGACGAGCGUCCACGCUGGGAGGACGAGCUGAGCAAGUACAGGGAGAUGAUCAACCGGCAGAAAGCUGAGAUCGGACGCCAGAGAGAAAAACUGGAAGAGAUCACGGCGCUCCAGGAGCAGCAUCAACGUGAUAAACAGGAGGUCACGUCUCUCCGUGAGGAAGUGGAGGGCCUGUCCAACCAGAUGGCAGACCUCCAGCGGGAUGUACAAGGCAGCAGGGAGCGCGAGGCCGAGUUGCUGGGCUUCACUGAGAAGCUGAGCAGCAAGAACGCCCAGCUCCAGUCAGAGAGCAACUCGCUGCAGUCUCAGCUGGAUCAGCUCAACGACAGCUUCACAGAGCUCCAAGCAAAGCUGGAGGAGACCAACAGGCUGCUGGAUGACAAGUCACGGCUGCUGAAACAGGAAGAGGUGCUGAGGCAGCAGGAGGUGCAGGGCCUGCAGGAGGAGCGGGCAGCGUUGCAGACAGAGGUGACUCAACUGAAAACCAGAGUAGAAGAGCUGAGGGAUGAGCUGGUGACUCAAAAAAGGAAACAAGCUGCUAACAUCAAAGACCUGACGAAACAUCUGACACAAGCUCGUAAGAGACUGGAUCAGGUUGAGAAUGGAGGCUGCGACCGGGAUGCCGGCAGCAUGGGCAGUCGCUCAAGCUCCUCAGGUACUGCUGCUGGAUUUGGCUCGUUGAAUACACGCCACGGUGGGAGCAGUGGCGUUGAAGAGCGGUCACCAGAGAGCCUGUCGGGUCCUUCAGUGGUGGUCGUGGACAGCUUCCCGGAGGUCGACAAGACCGUGAUGGUGGAGCGCAUCGUCCGUCUGCAAAAGGCUCUGGCUCGCAAGCAGGAGAAAAUAGAGUUCAUGGAGGAUCACAUCAAGCAGCUGGUGGAGGAGAUCCGGAAAAAGACCAAAAUUAUCCAGAGCUAUGUGCUAAGAGAGGAGACGGGGGCCCUCUCAUCAGAGGCGUCGGACCUUAACAAGGCAAACCUGGGCCGGCGGGGAGGCAUCAUGGCGUCGCUUUACACCUCCCACCCGGCGGACAGCGGGCUGACCCUGGACCUGUCGCUGGAGAUCAACAGGAAGCUGCAGGCCGUGUUGGAGGACACGCUGCUGAAGAACAUUACUCUGAAGGAGAAUCUGCAGACUCUGGGGGCCGAGAUCGAGAGGCUCAUAAAACAGCGGAGAGACCUCGAGGACGGAGUCAGGGGGAAGUGACACAGGAAAGAGGAAAUAAAAGGACCAAUAAGGAACCUCCAACCCACCAUUUUUUUUGAAGGGACAGCAACUCACAGUCAUUCUCCCAACAUAUGAAGGAGCUAAUUGAAUGUUGUAAGUGCCAGUAGCACCUCAGGCUGCUUUUUUUGGAGGACCUCUUGUCCAUUUGGUGUCUGAACCUACUUAUACUGUUAUUCCAUCCACAUCGUACCCGCCUCCUCCGACACAACAGAUCUUCCUCUGGCUAACAUCCGCCUCCCGUGUGCCAAGAUAAAACACCUCGGGCCAGUUGCUUCAAGCUUGAAAGUCUGACUGUCUUGUAAACUAAUUAAUGCCAUAAUUAAUGAAUGUAUAGCAAAUUCUACCUGGGAAGUAGUCAAAUAUGAGAAACACAGAUUUGCCAACGAAUCAUCCUAUAAAGAAAAAAGACUCCUCACAGCUCUUUCCGGUAAGCAAACUGAAAUGAGAUGAUCAUCACCCAGCAUGCUCUCUCUCUCUCACUCUCUGCUCGUCUCCGUCUGCCAAUAAGCCAAAUGUAUUUUUGAAAAGCUGCUUCUUCAGCUUGACUUACGCAGCACUCCGAGAAGCAAAAGUGGGGGAAAAAAGAGAAACAGAUCAGCCCUGUCUUGUUGGGGACCUCGUAUGCCACCUCCUGUGCAUUUUUUCAUCAACUUUUGCUCCGCACAGCACUUACGGCCGAGCUUGUGAAGCGAGACGCCUCGCAUCAGCAGACCCACCCAUCUGUGUGACACCGGUGCUAGACCUGAAGGAAAGCAGGCUUGCAGUGUUUUCAUGCAGCCGACAAAAACAGCACGAUGCCAUCGGCGUUGAAGUAUCCUUAUGUUAAGCAGAAAAAUCUAUGACAAGUAUGAUAUCAUGUAACGGUUGAAAUGUAGAGCUGGUCUUGAGUUUGGCCAUUUUUGAAUGUGAUUUAUUUUUUAAUUUAUUUUCGUUUUUCGUUGGCUUAAAAAUUUAAUUUUUAUUUGUCUGGUUGUCCAUUUUUAUUUUUAUUAUCUUGUAUAUUCACUUAAAGCUUUUCUUAGA
Molecule: messenger RNA, 4336 nt
Organism: Sebastes umbrosus (honeycomb rockfish)
Lineage: Eukaryota; Metazoa; Chordata; Actinopteri; Perciformes; Sebastidae
Gene: ccdc186
Product: coiled-coil domain-containing protein 186
Exons: 16
Coding region: 194-3292 (1032 amino acids)
Biological process (GO): vesicle cytoskeletal trafficking
Cellular component (GO): trans-Golgi network
Molecular function (GO): small GTPase binding
Source: RefSeq, a predicted model, not a curated record